Molecule: messenger RNA, 2170 nt
Organism: Triticum aestivum (bread wheat)
Lineage: Eukaryota; Viridiplantae; Streptophyta; Magnoliopsida; Poales; Poaceae
Product: 2,3-bisphosphoglycerate-independent phosphoglycerate mutase
Exons: 8
Coding region: 127-1830 (567 amino acids)
Biological process (GO): glucose catabolic process
Cellular component (GO): cytoplasm
Molecular function (GO): manganese ion binding
Source: RefSeq, a predicted model, not a curated record
CUACAAACAAAAACUCGGCAAUCUCUCCACCGCUUCUCUCAGAAGGCCAGAACCCAGCAAAGCACUUGCCCUGUUUCGGCGCGCUGCUUCAGGAAGCGAGUGUUGAUCACACAGGCCCGAGGCAAGAUGGCGCGCAGGCCGGGGGCGGAGGAGGAGAGGCCGUGGGGGCUGGCUGAACACGGGAGGCUGGGGAAACGGAAGGUGGUGGGCGUGGUGGUGCUGGACGGAUGGGGCGAGGCGCCGCCCGACCCCUUCAACUGCAUCCACGUCGCCGACACCCCCACCCUCGACGCCCUCAAGAAGGGUGCUCCGGAGAGGUGGAGGCUGAUCAAAGCUCACGGCACGGCCGUGGGGCUGCCUACGGAUGAUGACAUGGGGAACAGCGAGGUCGGCCACAAUGCGCUUGGAGCCGGCCAGAUAUAUGCCCAGGGUGCAAAACUGGUGGAUUUGGCGCUUGACUCUGGGAAGAUAUAUGAGGGGGAGGGUUUUAAGUACAUCCAGCAGUCUUUUGACACCGGUACUUUGCACCUCAUUGGUUUGCUGAGCGAUGGGGGCGUGCAUUCAAGGAUCGAUCAGCUGCAGCUGCUUCUGAAGGGGGCUAGUGAACAUGGAGCGAAGAGGAUACGGGUUCAUAUCCUUACCGACGGUCGCGACGUAUUGGAUGGAAGCAGUGUCACAUUCGUGGAAACGCUUGAGAAUGAUCUGGCUAAGCUACAGGAGAAGGGUGUUGAUGCAAGGAUUGCAUCUGGUGGAGGCAGGAUGUAUGUUACAAUGGACCGCUAUGAGAAUGAUUGGCAAGUUGUGAAGCGUGGCUGGGAUGCCCAGGUUCUUGGUGAAGCCCCACACAAGUUUCCAAGUGCCCUUGAAGCCGUGAAGAAGCUGAGGGAUGAUGAUCCCAAGGCCAACGACCAGUAUUUACCCCCGUUCGUCGUCGUCGAUGAAAGCGGAAAACCUGUUGGGCCCAUAGUGGAUGGAGACGCUGUUGUGACAUUUAACUUCAGAGCUGAUCGAAUGGUGAUGCUCGCAAAGGCGCUAGAGUACGAGGACUUGGACAAAUUCGACCGUGUCAGAUUCCCGAGGAUUCGCUACGCCGGUAUGCUUCAGUAUGACGGCGAACUAAAGCUCCCAAGUCAUUACCUUGUUGCUCCCCCGGAGAUAGAGAGGACGUCCGGCGAGUACCUGGCGCACAAUGGCGUACGCACCUACGCUUGCAGCGAGACAGUGAAAUUUGGUCAUGUCACCUUUUUCUGGAACGGGAAUCGGUCGGGCUACUUCAACCCAAACCUGGAAAGGUACGAAGAAAUUCCCAGUGACACUGGUAUACCCUUUAAUGUACAGCCAAGAAUGAAGGCCGUGGAAGUUGCAGAGAAGGCACGGGAUGCCAUCCUCAGUGGCAAAUUUGAUCAGGUACGGGUAAACAUCCCGAAUGCAGACAUGGUUGGGCACACAGGUGACCUUGAAGCCACCAUCGCUGGGUGCAAGGCCGCUGAUGAAGCCGUCAAGAUUAUUCUUGACGCCAUUGAACAAGUAGGUGGCAUCUUCGUGGUCACCGCUGACCAUGGCAAUGCCGAGGACAUGGUGAAAAGAGACAAAUCCGGGAAACCGAUUCGCGACAAAGACGGGAAUGUGCAGCCCCUUACCUCACACACACUGAAUCCAGUCCCCAUCGCCAUCGGAGGUCCAGGGCUUGCGCCAGGGGCUACAUUCCGGGAGGACCUUCCGGAUGCCGGGCUCGCUAACGUCGCGGCGACACUCAUCAACCUCCAUGGUUUCGAGGCCCCUCGUCACUAUGAGCCAACUCUCAUCCAAGUCUCGCCGGUUCCCUUCUGAAUCCGUCAUCUGCCGUUCCCCUUCCCUUUCUGUGAUUGGCGCAGCCAUGCUUAUGUCUACCUAGUAAAUAAAUGUCCACCCAUGUACCACCAUUUUCUUUCUUUCUUUGAAUUGAUGUCCACUUCUGUUUCUGAAUCCGUCCGUGUGUGGUGAUACCGUACCCAUAUGUAGUAGGAGUAUCUAUUUUGUGCCUCUUUUUCCUGGGUUUAGGUUUGUUGGGAGAGCGCUUCUGACCUUUGUAAUCAUGCAGCGUUUUCAGGAUGAUUGCUUGGCACGCUCCAAAUUCAGUGAGAAUUAAUUUUUUACGCCAAAUACGUAGCUAAAUGAGAACUUGGAACAA